AUGAGUAGCGGUGUGCUCCCACCUGAAGCGCUUAAGCAGGCAAAAGAUUUCAUUGCCGUGUUGAAGCAACAUCCGGAACUUCUUCAUUCUCCGGAGUUGGACUUUCUGAAAGAAUACCUUUUGUCGUAUGGUUUUAAUACUAUAUGUCAACUUUCUGGUUGUUAGUAUGGGUGCGAAUAUUCCGAAACAGGACAGCAAAGGCGCGGCGCAAACGUCAUUCGAGAGCUCAUCUGAGGAGGAAGCUUCUCCAAUGGAAGAGGAGGCUCCCGAAAGCGAAGAGUCAGAGCUUGGUAGAUUGGAUUGCAUCAAUUGCCGUAAACUGAUUACGCCUUUCAGAGUUUGACACAACCGAUGUGAUACCUCCAGAAUCUGAUGAACUCCCACCAAUGGGAGAUGAUUCUGUUGAAGUUAGUGAAGAAAUGGCAGAUAAGGCCUCUGAGAAACGAUGCGAGGCGCAGGCGAAGUUUGCUGAUGGUAGGUAUAUUUGACAAAGAUGAUCGUUCUGCAGGCGAUUUUGAGGCAGCGGCGGCCCUGUUCACUGAGUCCAUUACGGCUAACCCCCACCUGUCAAUGUGCUUUGCAAAAAGAGCCGCGUAGGUUAUUUUAGUUGGCCUUGAUUUUGUAGCUGUUACGUAAAAUUGCGGAGACCAAAGGCUGCCAUCAGGGAUUGUGACAAAGCGAUCUCGCUAAAUCCGGACACAGCUCCGGCCUACAAGUGGCGUGGCUUAGCAAACAAGUAUGUAAACACACCUCUAGUCGAUCUGUAAGGUUAUUGGGUCAUUGGGAGUCGGCGUACCUCGAUUUGCAAACGUCGUUGAAACUGGACUACACGGACGAUGCAAAUGCAGCGAUUAAGGAGCUCGAACCCAAAGUAAGUGUGGGAUACACAACUCUUUAUCCUCGUUUGUGAAUUAUCUCAAAUUACGGUGCAUAAGUGGGCCGUUACAUGCUAGACGGUUCCAUGUGACUCGCCCAGUGCAGACGUUCUGCCUUACAAACUUAAGUUGGCCAGGAGAUAAUUAUCCCCUGAUGUACUUUUGACGUUUUACUGUAGGCACUGCGUAGUUUCACCAUCGCCUUUUGAUGAAUUACGUUUUUUUCGAAUUUUAGUACAAGAGGAUACACGAACACAAGCUCAAGUAUGAACGGAAAACGGAGGAGAAGAAAUAUACUGAGCUGAAGAAAGCUCGAGAGGCUAGACAGAGGGCAUACGAAAAGGCGAAAAAGGUGAGUCGUAUUGAGUCGCUACCUUCUUGCAUUACCACGACAGGCCUUUCUUUGCUAAAUUACGUUGGAAUAUACAAAUUGUGUAUCUUAUUGUUCUUUGCACCUGGAGCGGCCACUGCAACACCUUUUAUGGAUUUCGAAUUUUAAAUGCACUGAACCCACAUCUGCCUAACAGUCGCCACCCUUAUGUUUAUGUGUCCAGCGUUAAGUUUAAGCAGUCCCGACCCUCUGUACUCUGGAGCACCCAAGCGAUACUUUCGUGUUUAGCUUCAUGAGUCUUUUUCAAUUAGUGACAUUUUUAUCAGUCCUGGAAUGCAAGCUUCUUGUGAGUAGAAUCAAAGACCACCACGAGCAUCCUUUUACCAUCUCAUGGGAUUUAGUUGUCUACAUUCAUUUUGACUCCACGUAUUAAGUGCCAUUUCUGGAUUAUUGCCAGCCACAUCUAUUCACCUGUCGCUUUACGUUGCAUACAGGAGGAGGCCAAGGCACGUGCUCGGGAACAUUUUAAUAUGCCGUCUGGCAUGCCUGGCCAAAUGCCCCCAGGCAUGGAGAAUAUCUUUGGUUCCCUGUUUUCUGAUCCAGAGAUGAUGGCGGCCAUGCAGGUAACUUAAGUAUAAUACUUUAUCCCCGCUCUCAACAUUGUCAUGUUUGCUAACUUCGCGUAGUAUGUCCUGAUGUUUAAUAAACGACUAUUUCUAGGAUCCAGAAAUCCAAUCUGCGUUUUCGGAAGGGAUGUCAAACCCUGCUGCCUUUGCGAAGGCUGCAAAAAAUCCGAAAUUCGCUAAUCUUAUGAAGAAAAUGCAAGAAAAUAUGAAGGGCUCAGGGGGAGCCACAUUUGCUCCGCCAGGUGGUCACACGCCGCCCACGAGUUCAGCAGGAGAUGGUACGUAUUCUUCAAAUCUAACAUCUUUGUUUCUCAUUGGUCCGUUCCGCUAAGUUAUUUUCGACCCCACUGCCCCUAAUUCAUUCAUGUAUUAUUGUCUACAAGGUACGAAUGCACUCCCCUACUUGUUAAUUGCUGCCAGCUCAACAGUAUUCGUGCGCAAUCGACCCUUCUAGAUAAGACGAAACAUAUGCGAGAACUCAAGACAUGUAGUGCAUAGGGGUAGUUAAAAUCAAUCCUGCACUCUUCUUUCGUUCCAGAUAGGCCUGGUCGCGUCACCGAUCACUGUUAGGUUUUGGAUUCUUCUUCAGGCUAUAGUUCGAUUCUCUGCCUUUUCUUUUCAUGUUUUCUGAUUUAUUGAAUUCGUUGCGGUGCUGAUUUAGAGCCCUGCAGUCCUGUGUGGCUGCGACCGAAUGCAUGAAAACUCACACGUGAUUCUUGCGCCAUCACAGCAGUGUUGUAGGGCGUUAGUGUUGCAACUGCCUUAUGGUCUCUGUCGUUUUCUAUUCUUGCCUAGCUAUAUUAACCAUUUUACGUUAAAAUAUCUCAAAACUGCUUCGCUUGUUAACCGUAGCCAUCCUCUGCUUUCGAAUGAACUUCCCGACCACCUGCAAGCUACGCUCUGCAAAAAAUGACUACUUAAGUAGUAUAGAUUUUUCUUAUUGCAUCCCGAUGUCCAUAUGAAUUCAAAUACAUUUCAUAAAAAGCGUACAUAAGAUGUUUAUCCCCUUCUCGUCUGGUAGAAAAUCACGUUUGCAAAUUUUAUACUUGAAGGAAGGGUAUUAUUCAGUUUAAAAGAAGUUUCUAGUGAGAUUUUCAAGACCGUGAACUGCCCGUUCAUUAAACAUCGUGUCUCUGCAUUUACUAAUACUGCUUGUAAAGUUCACAUCGCUCAAAUCCACUGCCAAAUUGUAUGAACCCCACAUGGUCUCCUUUCAAUAGUGUAUAGAAAUGUAUGGUUUUCCGUACACGGAAAAUAUACGGCCUGUAGUUUGGAAGCCCUGAAUUAAAGUCUUACGGCAGGUCCGAUUCAGAUUAUUCGGAAACCGGAAAGUUUUCUUAAACUAAAUCAUAUCCUUUCUUCAAGUAUAAGAUUCGAAGAAGACGUAAUUGUCCACCAAACGAGUACAGGAAUGAAUAUUUCUACAUAUGUUCUCUAGGAAAAAUAUUUGAAUUUAUAUGGACAUCAAGAAUCAAUUAGAAAAAUUCAUACUAUUUAAGUAGUCUUUUCUUGCAGAGUGCAGUUUGCAGACUCUCGGAAAGAAGUUCAUUCGGAAGCCAGUUUCCUGAAGCAACUGGAUUAUCAUAGGGUUAUGCUGCACGGUAACUAGUAUUACAACCCUACCAAUCUUUUCGAGUCGAUAACGCAUUUCAGAAUUUCGGAAAACAUUUCAUGAGUUAGAACCUCUACUGUAAUAUCCUUCUCUGAAAGUAUUUACUAAAUUCUUAUCCCUCCCCCUAUAUCACUGCCCUCCCUUACCAUUCCGUGCAACCCACAGAAUACAUUAUGUUAGAUGGUCAUAAAAUUUAUGUUGCCUUCACUCGGCCCUCAUUUAUGAAGUGACGUUAUCGUGGCAUUGUCUAUUUGGUGACUCUAAGCCGCGUUUUCAUCCAGACUAAGAAAAUUUCGAGUCUUAGUGCAUGACCCAUAAUAUAAACAGGAGUCGGAUGCUUGUCUCGAGCAGUAUCAGAAGACUUGGAUUCACAAGGCAGAAUUUCAGAUUCUGGACCUGGAAGCCAUUUUUAACGCCGUUACUCAUAUCUUAAAGGUGUCCUCUCCGGCCUGCUAUUGACGUUAUGUGUUGGCAUUAAACCUAAGUAAUGGUGACCUUUCGUCACAGGAGGGCUCAGGAGUUAUUCUCAACGGAAUUUGUGUACACUGCCUUUGGUGGUUCAAUUGCGAAGUCAUACCCCGGCAUAUGUGCCACAGAUUACAUAUUUGCGUCUAUUUCUGUUGUUUCCUUCUUAAAGAGCGACUAUUUGGUCAUCACUUUUUUUUCAACUUUUAGAUCUGGACUAA
This is a messenger RNA of Spirometra erinaceieuropaei, 4130 nucleotides long. The record is from the annotation of a GenBank genome assembly. Lineage: Eukaryota; Metazoa; Platyhelminthes; Cestoda; Diphyllobothriidea; Diphyllobothriidae.